AUGUUGGAGUUGAGAGCAGUACUGAGCCAGGUAGACGAGGAGGGCAGUGAACACCCUGUAGCAUACAUCAGCAGAAAAUCACUACUUUGGAAAUCUGACCUAUUUGCAGCUUGUUUAUUGAAGAAUCAAAGUGAGACAAAUGAAUUCCAACUCAUUGGAUUCACCAAACAAGGAAACACAAGUAUUAUAUUGUUUGUGUUUUUUCUGGUAAUCUAUGUAUUGACCCUACUUGGUAAUAUCAUCAUCAUUGUUCUCAGCAGAAUUAAUGCUACUCUAAAGACCCCUAUGUAUUUUUUCCUAAACAAUUUCUCCUUCCUUGAAAUUGGUUAUACUACAGUCACUGUUCCCAAGAUGCUCUUUGACUUAUUAUUGGGAAAUAUAACCAUCUCAUUUAAUAGCUGCCUUACUCAGAUGUACUUUUUUUUUCUGUUUGGCACAACCGAAUUUUUCAUUCUGGCUUUAAUGGGAUUUGACAGAUAUCUUGCAAUCUGCCAGCCACUUCACUACAUGAACAUCAUGAAUACAAUGUUCUGCUUUAAGCUUGUCCUUGGAUCUUGGAUAAGUGGUUGUGUUGUGCCUAUUUUACCAACCAUCAUUCUUUCCAAGAAACCAUUUUGUGGAUCAAAAAAAAUUAACCAUUUUUUCUGUGAUGUUGGUCCUCUGGUGAAGCUUUCCUCUCCUGACACUGUUUUACUUGAUGCUAUAGUCUUCACUGUCUCCUCCGUUGUGGUUCUUAAUUCAUUACUGAUAGUUACGGUGUCCUAUAUAUACAUUGUUGCUGCCAUCUUACGAAUACCAUCUUCUGUUGGUCAGCACAAGGCUUUCUCCACGUGUGCUUCACAUUUCUCAGUAGUAACUCUGUUCUUUGGCACUGUGAUUUUUAUGUAUCUUCGGCCAUCCUCUGGAGAAAAUAAUAACAUGGACAAAGCUGUAUCUGUUUUCUAUUCUGUAAUUACACCUGCACUGAAUCCUCUCAUUUAUAGUCUAAGAAACAAAGAGGUGAAAUCUGCCUUAACAAAAAUAUUCCAUAGAAGAAGACAAUCUUGGAAACAUUUAGAGGUUAUUCACACUUUAACAUAG
Molecule: messenger RNA, 1080 nt
Organism: Bombina bombina (fire-bellied toad)
Lineage: Eukaryota; Metazoa; Chordata; Amphibia; Anura; Bombinatoridae
Product: olfactory receptor 6F1-like
Exons: 2
Coding region: 1-1080 (359 amino acids)
Biological process (GO): G protein-coupled receptor signaling pathway
Cellular component (GO): membrane
Molecular function (GO): G protein-coupled receptor activity; olfactory receptor activity
Source: RefSeq, a predicted model, not a curated record